AUGGAUGUGGCUAAAUACGAGAGCGACACAUAUUCCGACAAAGAUACCUACGAGGAUGAUGCGAACAACGAACAGCCCAGCUUACAGUUCGUUUCGAAGACGCCAUUAGAAGAUCACAGAGUGAUGCAAAGAACUCUUAAAGAACUAAUGGCUCUAUUGGACUCUGGCAACCUCGUCUUAGACCCCGAUUACCAGCGGCAGGUGGUCUGGGAGACAGUAAGAAUGACUGGACUGAUUGACUCGCUCCUCGAAAACUUCUACGUGCCACCAAUCAUUUUUCACAAGACCCGUGAGCAAGAUGCCGAGGGCCGACCAAAGUGGACACGAGUCUGUGUAGAUGGGAAGCAACGCCUUUCCUCGAUCAUGGCAUUUGUAGAUGGGAACAUCCCUUGUCAUGACAACGCUGGGGCAACUUGGUACUUCCAGACAACCAGCAGACAUCGUACCUUACGUGUGCUUCCUGACCAUGUCAAGAAAGCGUUCAUGGACAAAAAAUUGAUAUGCUGCGAGUACACGAAACUCCUCCCAGAACAAGAAGAAGACUUGUUUGCGCGAGUCCAGAAGGGUAUUCAGCUCUCCACCGCGGAGAGACUGAGAGCUACGACCGGCCCAUGGCAGACUUAUGCCAAGGCGUUUGAAGAAGACUUCCCUGAAGUCAUAAAGCUGGCACGAAGCCAGCGUUCCUCUGGGUUCAGACAUACACUCCUCUGUUUCGCCCAGAUUCUUGAAGUGCUGUAUCCCAGCUCGCCCGACGGCAAGCCGAAGUUCGUCAACCCUCUCACAGGCGUCAUGAGUCUUAUGAAAAACCACUCCGCUUUUGAUGCUCAAUCUAAGGCACACUUUUUCCGAGUGUUCACGACGUUCAAGGAAUUGGUGGCCCAGGAACCACAAGCCUUCCGGAACAAUGGUUAUGUGCAUAGCAAGGUUUUUGCGCCUGUCGAGCUCAUCUCCUGUGCCGUUCUUAUUUUUAUGUACGGCGAGACUCGAAGUAACUCUCUUCUGUUGGGCGAUAUUCGGUUUUUGCGUUGUACCCUCCGACAGGAGCUACAAGAUUUGAGAUUGAAUAAGGCGAACUGGGAAGUUGUAUGGAAAUUCCUCGAAGGUCUCCCAGACUUGAAAGGG
Messenger RNA from Aplosporella prunicola CBS 121167, 1122 nucleotides. RefSeq lists its product as uncharacterized. The transcript is spliced from 4 exons. NCBI's taxonomy places the organism in Eukaryota, Fungi, Ascomycota, Dothideomycetes, Botryosphaeriales, Aplosporellaceae. The annotation marks the transcript as partial. The record is from RefSeq and is a predicted model, not a curated record.